Molecule: messenger RNA, 1316 nt
Organism: Candoia aspera
Lineage: Eukaryota; Metazoa; Chordata; Lepidosauria; Squamata; Candoiidae
Gene: NDRG4
Product: NDRG family member 4
Exons: 14
Coding region: 165-1058 (297 amino acids)
Biological process (GO): positive regulation of ERK1 and ERK2 cascade; signal transduction
Cellular component (GO): cytoplasm
Source: RefSeq, a predicted model, not a curated record
CCUCUCCUUCUCUCCCACAGGAACAUGACAUCGAGACGCCGUACGGGCUGCUGCAUGUUGUCCUUCGGGGAUCCCCCAGGGGAAACCGCCCAGCCCUUCUGACUUACCAUGAUGUGGGGCUCAAUCACAAGCUCUGUUUCAACACUCUCUUCAGCUCUGAGGAUAUGCAGGAGAUCACUAAACACUUUGUGGUGUGCCACGUGGAUGCUCCAGGGCAGCAGGCUGGGGCCUCCCAGUUUCCUCAGGGGUACCAGUACCCUUCCAUGGACCAGUUAGCUGCCAUGUUGCCCAGUGUGGUCCAGCAUUUUGGGUUCAAGUAUGUGAUUGGAAUUGGAGUGGGAGCAGGUGCCUAUAUCCUUACCAAAUUUGCACUGAUCUUCCCAGACCUGAUUGAAGGCCUCGUGCUGAUUAACGUUGACCCAAAUGGCAAAGGCUGGAUCGACUGGGCUGCCAGCAAGCUCUCUGGCCUGACCAGCACGUUAUCUGACAUGGUGCUGUCUCACCUGUUCAGCCAGGAGGAGUUGGCUAAUAAUGUGGAGCUGGUGCAGAGCUAUCGUCAGCAAAUUGCCAGCACAGUGAACCAGUUCAACUUGCAGCUCUUCUGGAACAUGUACAACAGCCGCAGGGAUCUGGAGAUGAGCCGCCCGGGCAGCACGCCCAAUGCCAAGACGCUCCGCUGCCCCGUGAUGCUGGUGGUGGGCGACAACGCGCCUGCAGAAGACGGCGUGGUUGAGUGCAACUCCAAGCUGGACCCGACCACCACCACCUUCCUGAAGAUGGCUGAUUCUGGAGGGCUUCCCCAUGUUACUCAGCCUGGGAAACUGACCGAGGCAUUCAAGUACUUCCUUCAAGGAAUGGGCUACGUGGCGUACCUGAAGGACCGGCGGCUGAGCGGCGGAUCAGCGCCCUCGGCCAGCGUGACACGCCUGGCCCGCUCCCGCACGGCCUCUCUCACCAGCGCCAGUUCAGUGGAGGGCGGCCGCCCCAGAGCCUGCACCCACUCGGAGAGCAGCGAAGCCGCGGGUCAGAUCAACCACACCAUGGAGGUGUCCUGCUGAGAGCCCUGGAUGCCUUCCUCAGCGCCAUCUUUGUUGUGGGAACCGUGGCCGUCCACACAUCACGUCGCUCGCCAGCCGCUCUGUUUUUGCCGCUUCUCGUGGCUUCCGUUUCCUCGUCUGCCCAUCUCUCCCAUUUCCAUUACAGAUACGAGGCUGAGGCAGGAAGCAGCAGCUUCCGUCAAGGGCUGCCUUCCUGUUGGUGGAGAUGCUGCCUUAAGAGUAGCCAUGUUCAAUGCUUGGCUUCGUCCCUUGCAAGCA